UACAAUUUAGUUUACAACUUUAUCUUCGUCAUUGUGUUCGUUCCACAUAUUAUACGUCGUUUAUUAAAUGUGAUGAUAAAUAUUGUGUACAUUGUCCUCGUUAUCCAAUUCGUGCUACAAAAACAAUAUCUUUACUUCGUGCUGGUGGUGGAUAUAUCCCUUGGCCAACAAUGACAUUUAGUAAUAAACAUUACGAUACGUUUUUACAAAGGACAUAUUCAAUAUUAUCGGGUGAAAAAAAUCUUUAUCCAGAUGAAAAUUUAAUAACAGCACCAAAAGUCAAAUGUUCAAAAUGCAAAUUGCCAUACAUAUUUCUAUCGAAAGCAGAUGAAGAUAGACAUAAUCAGUGGAUACAUACACCAAAACAGAUACUCAAAAGAUCUUCAACUCAAGCCAAUAAAAUGUUAAAACGAAGAAGACGUUCUCUUUCAGUUGAAUAUUAA
This is a messenger RNA of Didymodactylos carnosus, 443 nucleotides long. The record is from the annotation of a GenBank genome assembly. Lineage: Eukaryota; Metazoa; Rotifera; Eurotatoria; Philodinida; Philodinidae.